UUCCCCACGCUCUAUGGCCCUGGGGUACUUCCGGUUCCGGUGUGGGAGCUGCGACUUUUGGGGCGGGUGAGGAAUGGCCUCUCCUGUCCUCUAAUCUGCGAGCUGGCCGGGGCUGGUGGCUGAGGGGGCUGUUUGACAGGGGAGCCCUGCUCUCUCGCUCGCUCUCAGGUGAACGGGGCCUAUUCGCUUGUGGGGAGGAGGGUGAAGCAGCCUGAGGGAGGGCGCUGUCCUGUGGGAGCCCCUUUGGCCUCAGGAAAAGAGGAUGUAAGAUAGAGAGACAUCUUGAUAUUGCAGAGAUAGGUGUAUUAACAUAACAUUCAUGCGCGGUUGCUGGGAGGGGGGGCGCUGUUUUGACACGUCAGCCCUGCUCCCUCUCUCAUAAUCUAUUAAUAUGUUAAUUAAUAUAUUAGUAGUAUACAGUGGUACCUCGGGUUAAGUACUUAAUUCGUUCCGGAGGUCUGUUCUUAACCUGAAACUGUUCUUAACCUGAAGCACCACUUUAGCUAAUGGGGCCUCCUCCUGCUGCCGCACAAUUUCUGUUCUCAUCCUGAAGCAAAGUUCUUAACCUGAAGCACUAUUUCUGGGUUAGCGGAGUCUGUAACCUGAAGCGUAUGUAACCUGAGGUACCACUGUAUAUUCAUAUAUUAGUAAUAUAUACUAUAAUCCGUGCAUUGGAAUUAUUGGGGUGGACUAUCUCAUUCUUCCCCUUUCUACUAUAUAUACACUUCACCCCAGUAAUUCCCACAUAUUGAUUAUAUAUAUUUAUAUUAAUAUCUAUAUCUAUCUAGCUAUAUAUAAACAGUGGUACCUUGGGUUACAGACGCUUCAGGUUACAGACUCCGCUAACCCAGAAAUAGUACCUCGGGCGAAGAACUUUGCUUCAGGAUGAGAACAGAAAUUGUGUGGCAGCGGCGCAGCAACAGCAGGGGGAGGUCCCAUUAGCUAAAGUAGUACCUCAGGUUAAGAACAGUUUCAGGUUAAGAACAGACCUCCAGAAUGAAUUAAGUUCUUAGCCUGAGGUACCGCUGUAUACACAUACAGAGAGGGAUGGUUUUGUGUGUGUGUGUGUGUGUGUGUGUGUAUAUAUAUAUAUAUAUAUAUAUAUAUAAAAUCGAUACGUAUGUGGGAAUUAUUGGGGUGGAGUAUUUCAGUUUCCCCCUUUCCACAACAGAGAAUAAGCUACCCAGUUCUCGGGAGCCAAAAUAUAAUUUUAAGAGUCAGAUCUGCCAUUAUAGGGCCAUUUAGGGAGGAGGGGGAGAUAUAAAAACAUAUUGAGGGUUGGAACAAUUUUUUUAAAAGACAUAUUUCAGGAUUUACUUUUCUUCCGCCCUCCACCCCCAACAGCACGUUUUUAAGCACCUCUGGAUUUUCCCUAGUUUCAGAGAGCAUUCCUGCCAUGGAGCAUUAAUUGUUUUUUGCCAAAAAAGGAGCUUUUCAGGAUCCAGUUGUAAGAUUCUGUCUUUUCUCAGGCUCACAGUGUUACAAAAGGAAUGAUGCACAAGGAAAAGAGGGGAGGGGAAGGGGGAAAGAAAAGAAAGCUACCUCAGGAGCCAGUUCUUAAAGAGAUUGUUUCUGGCUGGGGUGGAAAUAGUUCAGUUGGGGCCUGUCACUUGGUGGGCGACAGUUGGGGAGAAGAGCCAGCUGCAGCUGGUGUCUGCCCUGUGGUAUGGCUGCUGCUGGGUGACUGAUAGAAUAGAAUUGAGUCAGUAGGGAUGUUACAGUGGAUUAAGAUGUAUCUCUUUUUCCAGGCUAUUGAGGAAUUAUGACAAAAAUGCUCACUGCUGUCUCUUAACUCUUGUUUUUUUGGGGGAGGGGUUCCUGUGGUGUUACUGUUAAAACUUCAUGUUGAUUUAAAAAAGAAAAAAAAUUGCGGGUUGUAUCCAUCUAAAUUCUACUUGGAGUAGACCACUAAUGGACCUAAGUUAGUCAUAUCCAUUAAUUUCAGUGGUUCUACUCUGAGUAUGGCUAACAUUGGCACCAACCCUGUGUGUGCAAAUUGCUGAAGGACAUUUUAAUAUUAAGCAACAAAUCUAUAAUAAAUAGUAAAAAAUCAAGGGGAUAUUGCUGAAAUUUUCAGCAGCUACACCCAAAGGUGUACCUAGUUAUAUGUAUAGCCGAGAACGUAAUAUUCAAGUUCUCUAUCUAUAGAUGCCUGCCUUAGAAUAUUGUUCAUAAUGUUAUAUACUAUGUGGAAUAAUCCUAGGUGUGCUGUUUGCCAGGUUUGUGCCACAGUAUAAUAUUUUAUUUUUAUGUGGCCGUCUUUUCGUCUUCCUUCCCACCAAAUGUGUUAGCAUCAUAUUUUUGUGUAAUGAUGAUUUUUAAUUUAAUUAUGCUCAUGGUCACUUGCUAACUAUUCCAGCAUCACUGAUUUCCUGAAAGUCCUUUUCAUUAUUUCGCUUUCCUGAAUGGGACCUACUGCUCCCUUUCUGUCUUUUCAGCUUUUUUAAAGGAGUACAUAGAGAUAAGACUCCUCUGAAAAUGGCAAGCUGUGGCUCAGCUUCCAGAGGGGUAGCCAUGGUUUAAUCUGUUGCAGCAGAAGCAAUGAGAUCUAUUAGAAAUGUAAAAGACUUGCAGGUGUUGUGGCAUUAGCUUUCAUGAGCUAGAGUUCAUCAGGUGCUUGUCAUGAUGUGGACUCUGACCCAGGAAAGCUUAUGCUUUAAUAAAAGUGUUGGUCUCUAAGGUGCCACAAGAUUCUUUAUUGUUCAAGCAACGGCUCAGUUGCCUAAAAGCGUCAUGGUAGGGCUAGGACUUUCAGAGGUCUGUGGUGAAUGAGGUUUCUCUUUUUUUCAGGUGAGUCUGAAUGGUGAUGGGCUGCAGCUUGCAUUCAAAAGCUGUUUCAGUUUGUCAGCAGAAUUCAAAAGGCACUCGUGCCUCUGCUGAAUGCUGAGUGUGUGCUUUUAUGUACAUGUGCCCUCUUUGCAGGUAGCCAGGUCGCUUUUUAAUUGUUUGAGAGCACCUUCUCCUUCACCUACUGAGCUGAUUUCAAAGUCCAAACGAACAGUGUCCCAAAAAGGUGAGGCAGAGUGAACCUUUCCUACCCACAAGUUGGGAAGUGCAGAAAGAUGGGAAGUGUGUUCUGCUUUUUGUCUUGAAAAACAGCCCUGAUUCCCUGUGCUUCGGCUAAUUGCUUUGAAUUUUGGUGACUGCAGCCUGAAUAGAAUAGCUUUGCAAUGCUCUUGGAAUACGGAAUGGCAACUGGAGGUCCAUGGGACCGCAUCUUGACCCUCCUUGUUCUACUUUGCCUCAGGAGUACAGUAAAAAGGAGUAUAGUAAUAGGACUGGAGUGAACCAUUGGGAGAGAGUUUGAGGUAGGAAUUUGCUACUCCCCUUUCUGAAAGAGAUGAACUAGUUGCUGACUAGGCUACUAGCUGAGACUGUACGAAAUAUUUUGAAGAUGGGUGCUCUGUAGAUUAUAUUUUUGGUGUCUGUAACUCCUUGGCUUUUUUCCUUUUGAAGGAUUUAAACAAGACUGGAUUUUAUUUAUUUUUUAACAAGAGAAGAGCAUCAUUCAAAUACAUUGGCAUACAGAAAUAUUUAAGUCCACAUGAGAAGUAUGUGUUCCACGGAGAGGAAUGUUUCAGGACCAUCCAUGGGCUCUGCAGUAGCCUUCCCAACUCUUUGGGAUUUGCAAUCUCAGAUAUCUGAAAGUCACCACAUUGAGAAGGCUGCUCCAGGGGUUUGGACGCCCUGUCCAAUGACUUGCAUUUGGUGUCCAGUUUUAAAUUAGAAACAAGCAACGUUUCUAGAUUUCAUGGUGGUUUGGAAAUGUUUAGCGAAUCUGUAUGCUUGUAAAAAGAAUACACAGAUGAGGAUGGGUUUCUGCAUAGCAUUUUUCUGCAUGUAGGGUCCCCACUUGGGUAAAAGGAUGCACAUAUUUUGUAACGUAGGAGUGGCUAAUACACCAGCGAUUUUCUUGGAGAUGUCAAUCUGAUAGAUGAUCUGCUUCUUAGCAGCUUAUUUGAUUAAAUUUAAAUAUUUUUGCAUAUCUACAGGUUUCAGUAUAGAAAUUUCACCUUCAGAUAUUAAUGUGUGAGUUUUUUUUUAAAAGAAGCUGCCACACAUGUUAAAAAUGGCCCUCUUCUAACAAUAUUUUUAUUCACUAUUUUAGUAAUGGACCAGAACUAAAACAACCUAUUAAAAAUAAAGCAGUAUGUCACUAACUUUUCAUCCUUGCUGAUUAAAAUUUGACAGUGCUGAUUUAUUUUGGGAGUGAGGGAAACUCUCUUUACACAAGGACCCAGGAGACAGAAGGGUAUUUUGCCUCACAAAUUGAUCACCUUCGUGGGCAGUCAAUACAAGCCUUGUUAAUGACGCCAUGCAGUGGAAAGGGGCUACAGUUACAGCCUAUUUGCUUGGGUACACAAUAACUUGGGUUAAAUUGCUGUGCACUCCGUGUUUUUAUUCCAACAUGAAUAUGUUUUAUUCUAUUUGUGGGUGAACUUGCAGGCAAAUGUCUUCCCACAACCAUUCUUACCCAUUCUGACUUCACAAUUAUCUAGGAUACCCCUCCUGGAUACACAGAGUGUCUUCGAUCUCUUCAUGGGCUGUGAUUAGUGAAAAGAAGAGCAUCCAUUUUGACAUUUCUCAAGUUCCUGCUCUGAGUGAGUAUUGGCUUUGCAUGUCAGGACUUCCAGCUGCAGUACGAUUUGUCAAAGCUCCCUUGACUUGCAACUCUUCCCAGCCAUCCACUUCGCUCUUAUACCUGCACAGGUUUUCUUUUCAGAGUGUGCUUCUACUGUCCAACUCCUCCCCAUCUGAAGGAGGCAAACUUAGAGAAAUGAUUUGCACAAGGUGAAGCAGGCAUUGUUCUCUGAGGUUGGCUGAUUCUGCCACACCUCUCCAUUGGGGAGGGUUGAAUCCACUAAUGAUGCGCAGAGAUGCCAGUAUUAGUUGCCCCCACCUGAGGCUGCUUGGAAGGAGGCAAGACCAGAGUAGUAACUUGUCUAAGCAACAUAAUGGGCGGCCUCCUCUCUUGGCGGCCGCUGAGACCAUAUAACACUUGUCUUGAAAGACCUACACUGGCUCCCAGUACGUUUCUGAGCACAAUUCAAAGUGUUGGUGCUGACCUUUAAAGCCCUGAACGGCCUCGGCCCAGUAUACCUGAAGGAGCGUCUCCACCCCCAUUGUUCAGCCCGGACACUGAGGUCCAGCCCCGAGGGCCUUCUGGCGGUUCCCUCACUGCGAGAGGCCAAGUUACAGGGAACCAGGCAGAGGGCCUUCUCGGUAGUGGCGCCCGCCCUGUGAAACGCCCUCCCACCAGAUGUCAAAGAGAAAAAUAACUACAAAACUUUUAGAAGACAUCUGAAGGCAGCCCUGUUUAGGGAAGCUUUUAAUGUUUAAUAGGUUAUUGUAUUUUAGUGUUCUGUUGGAAGCUGCCCAGAGUGGCUGGGGAAGCUCAGCCAGAUGGGCGGGGUAUAAAUAAUAAAUUAUUAUUAUUAUUAUUAGUUGGUUGGCUUAUAUGGCUUCACAGGAGGCUUCAAUUUAUUUUACUGUAUUUCUUAUGUCACACUAGCAUGUCCCGACACAAUUUUUGGGAGCUGCCGCUUUUCUCCCUGCUGCUUUCAGGUGCUUGAUGCACGAUGAGAUCUCUUAAUGCUGUUAUCAAACCAUUACAUUUGCUCUGGGUGCAACAGAUCCUUGGGUACGUGUGUGAGAAUGUUGCUUCGUGCAGUUUUGGUGUCAUCUUCUCUCCUGUUCUUGCCCUUUUCUCUCUAACAGAUUGUAGGCGGGCAGGAUGUGGCACGAAGCUCGAAAGCAUGAGCGCAAGCUCCGGGGGAUGAUGGUUGAUUACAAGAAGCGAGCUGAGCGCCGGAGGGAGUAUUAUGAAAAGAUAGUGAGUGUCUCCCUCUUUUGCCUACCCUCCCUUUUUGUCCAGUGUUCCCAAUGAGGGAGUUCUCUGUGUCCCGCUCCUUUCUCUCCUCAUCCUUGAGAAAGGGAAAGGGAAAUCAUGGGGAGCAAGUAGCUCUUGAAUGGCACCAUCUGGCUUCUUCUUAAGAUGUGACUCGUAAGAAUUCUGCCUCUAAGAAUUUGUGCUUAGAGCAUAUGCAGAGGUCACAGGUUUAGUCUCUGCCGUCUCCAGGAAGGACUGGGAAAGUCUUCAUCUGAAGCCCUGCAAAGGAGAGGUGAGGAGCCUCUGGCCCUUCAUUUAGGAAUCAUCUGAAGGCAGCCAUGUAUAGGGAAGCUUUUUAAGGUUUAAUGUUUUACAGUCAUACCUCAUGUUAUGUCCACUUCAUGUUACGUUCUUUCAGGUUACGUCCCGUGGCGACCCGGAAGUACCGGAAAGGGUUACUUCCGGGUUUCCACGCAUGCGCAGAAGCACAAAAUGAUGUCAUGCGCAGAAGCGGCGAAUUGCAACCCGCGCGUGCACAGAUGCACCGCUGCGGGUUGCGCUCUUUUCAUGUUGCGAACGGGCCUCCGGAACGGAUCCUGUUCGCAAUCAGAGGUACUACUGUACUAUGUUUUUCUAUAUGCUGGAAGUCUCAAUCAGAGGUACCACUGUACUAUGUUUUUCUAUAUGCUGGAAGCCGUACAAAUAAAUUAUUAUUAUUAUGUUACCAUAACUGUAACUCCCAUCAGCCCCAGCAAGCAUGACAAAUGGCCAAGGAUGAUGGGAGUUGUAGUUUUGAAGCCACUUCCCAUAAGCAUAGACCAUACUGUGCCAAGAUGAAGCUGCGGUCUGCUUAGGAAUAUGACAGCUUGUUGUGUUGUGCUUCUCUUCCAGAAAAAGGAUCCCGCCCAGUUCCUCCAGGUCCACGGCCGUGCAUGCAAAGUCCACUUAGAUUCUGCUGUGGCUCUUGCAGCUGAAAGCCCUGUGAAUAUGUGAGUAGCUUUCAGCUCUGUGCUGGCAAUGUGGAAGUUUGUCUACUGAAAACGAGUGGGGAGGCUGCCCUUGUCAUGUGAUUCCUCCCCGAGGGUAUUUUGGAAGGACUUCUAACCCCCUUCCCUUGACAUCUUGCCCCUUGCAGGAUGCCAUGGCAGGGGGAUACUAACAACAUGAUUGAUCGGUUUGAUGUUCGAGCCCACCUGGACUACAUCCCCAUGUAUACUCCUCCGCUGCUAAACCCAAUGUAAGGCGUUCAUUUGCUUUUUUUUAUUAUUCUGAGAUGCAUUGCCCCUUGCUUCGGGUCCCUUGCUUUGUUUGCACAAUGAAAUGGUUAAUUGGAAGCUGAAAACAGAGAAAAGAGGAGCUUGGAUAAUUAGGCUUGACGCCUGACUUUAUCAUCCGGAAGGGGCAAGCAAGCGUUAAACGAAAUAGUGGGAUUUCUUAUGUCGGGUAGGUUAAGGCCAGAAUUGUCCAGAAUCUUUGCACAGUUGGGCUAUUAAUAUACUGCACAGUUUGAGGCAACAGAGCCUUGUUGCUAUCCAAGAGAGAUUUGAGGAUUUCCUCUGCCAGAUCAUUGCUGUACUACUUCUGAAGAGGAGGGUGGGCUGGUAUUUUGCUAUUAAAGGACCCAUUUGGCAUUUGAAAUGCCUGCGAGUCUUCUCCAAAAUUGUGCUCCCGUAUUAUGCAAAUGAACAUAAAAUUAUGCAGUCUAAUGGGUAUUCUCUAACUACUAGUUUUUAACCUUCUUUGGUUUUUUUUUUUAAUGGUUGAAAGGAUUGAGGUUUCAUUAUUAAAGUAAAAUGCCCUGGUUGUCUUCAUAUCUAAGUGAUGCAAAAAAUGUGUGCAGGGAUUUCCCUUAGAAACAGCUAAGCAAAUGAAUGGUUACAUGCAGACCUGUAUGUUUUUGCUUAUGCCUUCAUGGAGCAUUUUUCCAUCCUUUUAACAGUUGGCUUUGUAAGCUAGGGUCCAAAGAACCAUGCGAUUAAUCCUGUGAUGCUAAAGGGGUCCCCUUUGACUUCUUUGAACGUGGGGGUGAGGGCCCUUGCUCAGUGGUAGACCAUAUGCUUCACAUGCAAAAGGAAACAGCUGCAAUCUGUGGGCUAGAAAAGUGUCAUUAAAAAAAAGGGGACAAAGAUUAUGUUAAAUUCUAAAUGCACAGCCAGCAACCAGCUUUCAGCAAUGGGUUAGGCACCAUAAGGCAGAUUUGUUCCCUCCCCACAAAUUGUUGUCAUAAUAAUUAGCAUUCUAAUCCCUCUUCCUAAGCCUCUUCCUCUUCCUUCUCCAGUACCCCAGAACAGGAGUCUGAUGAGAGGAAAUGCAACUACGAAAGGUAUAGAGGUUUGGUGCAGAACGACUUCGCUGGCAGUAAGUUCCCUUUGACUUUCUUUCUACUGCUGUAUAGGGCAGGUGUCAGGAAAGAGUAGAGCUUCUGUCCUUAACGUUCUGGCUCAGGUGGCAGUUGCUGCUACUGUUUGCCAAGAAGGCUGAUAAGUUACACCCCAGAUUAUUUUGUAGGUUAGUAACCAGGAAGUACAACUGAUCUGAUUACCUUCUCUUAUAUCCCUUAAAUGGGCAAGAUUGAGGGAGGGCUGCAGUAUGUCAGACCCAUUACAUAGUUUGGAGUCCCCGUGAUCAGGAUAUUGCUGCCUCUCUCUCAUCCCCUCAAUGACAAGAUAAGACACUACUGCCUCCUGCAAAUGCUGGGAGGAGUGGCCUCUUCAGCCGGUGGAGGCAAUAACUCUAGAUGCCAAAAACUCUUCGGUACUCGGUCCAAUUCAGGGAUGGGGGACCAGCCAGCUGAAGCAAACCCCCCAUAAACUGCCUCUCUUGUGUAUGGCAAAUUUGUGAAGACACUUAAACCAGCUUGCCUGAGAGAGAUGCAAGCAUAGGUGUGUUUGCAGAUAGGAACAAAUUCUUGCUUGGUGCAUGCUGAGAGUGGAAGGACCACUGUUGUCACUCUUUGCUUCCCAGCUCCUGCUGAUACCAUCUUGUGUCUCCCCCUAGGGCUGUGGUUUCUUCCUUGAGUGACAGGGGAAGAGAACAUUGGAGUUCUGGAGGCAGGCUGCGGAGAAGCAUUGCUUGACCAGUUUGGGGAGGCUGGUGACAGUUCCUCUCCGCAAACACACCUGCUUGUCUUUUGGCUACGUGCUGCCUGAAAUGGAUCUCUUCAGCUGCCCAUUCCCUUUCCUAGGCGUGUCAGGAUUGGAGGGGAGGGGGAGUCAGCAGAUGGGGAUGGAGGAACAGAGAGUUGUUCUGCCCUCUCAGGCAGUCUUCCUUGCGCUAGACCUGUGGAAUUUCUGGUCUGCUUCACCUCCAUCUCCUCCUCUCUCCCCCCCCCCCCCAGUCUCAGAGGAGCAGUGUCUGUAUCAGAUCUACAUGGAUGAGCUGUACGGGGGACUCCAGAAGCCCAACGAGGACGAAAAGAAGAAGUGAGUGUAUUGGGAAGCUCGACUGAGUUCAGUCAUGGAGGCAGAGCUCAUGAUCCGGAGCCUUUUGUAUGUUUGAGCUGGUUCCUUUCUCCUACCCAGAGGAUUGAGGACAGGUUGAAUGUGUAUGGAACAGGGGUGAGGAACCUUUUCAACUCAAGGGCCACAUUCUCCUCCAUGCAGAGGACACAUGCUAGUGUUGGGUGGGGUCAGGGGAAAAGUGGGUGGAGCAACAAAUGUAGAAUUUACCUUUGCACCAUAGGCUAGUUUGGGGACACACCUACUCACACCUCUCUCUCUGCCCUCCAUUAGGACAAGAGGCAUGAGCAGAGUUCAAGGACGCAAUCAAUCCUGGAAAAACAAUUGAAGGGCAAAGCAGGCCAGUGAGGGUUGUAGUCUGAGGAGAAAUCCAAGGGCCAGAUAAGACACGUGAAGGGCCACAUUUCACCCCUGGGCCUGAGGUUUCCCCCUCCUGCUUUGGAAUAUGACUAGGGCCUUUGUUUUACUCAAAAGCCUUAUGAAGCAGUUCCUUCCGAGAAGAAAUCCUCAAAUUAUUUUUGAAUUUCAGUGGCAACGUGAAUGUAUAUUUUUAUAUUUAGCAGGCCCAGGUAUUCCUUUCCCCCUCCUACUUUUGCAUCUUUGAAAGGUUGCAAAGAGGGGUGUGGCUUGAUGACGGGGAAAAGCUUUAGAAUCCCAGCGCAGGUGUCUGUGCUACAUACUCCAUCCAGCGUGUACUUAAUGGGAGGGGUCUGACCAACUAGGUUAGCAGAGAAGAAGGCAUCCAUUGGCUACACGUACGAGGACAGCACGGUGGCGGAGAUUGAGAACCCGUCUGAGAAGAGAACAGAGGAGGAAGACUCGGAAGAAGACAGCAACACAGAUGAGGAUGAAGUUAUCCCUGAUAUUGGUAUGUUUCCAAGGCCCCCGGGCGUUUGGGAUUGGGCUUUUAGAAAGUCGGGGAUCUGACGGUGCUCCAUUGUCCUCUCCCAGUAUCCCCAGUCUGCCUCCUGCCUUACGAUGUGCUGAACAUGAUGUAUGCUUCCACCCCUAAUCCAUGUGCAGUAGGUGGUGGUCUGUGGGAGAUGGGGACCUGUAUUCUUUCCCAAGAGCUAUCUGCUGCCGCAUGCAUUUUCCCCCACAGCCACACCACCCUCAGCCACUUCUCCCAGAGUUCUCCUGCCACUGAGGAUGCGAUCCUACGCAUACUCACCUGGAAGUAAAUUCCAUUGAACUCAGUAGGGUUUGCUUCCGAGUAGACAGGUUGAUUUGACGAUGCAGAAUCGCCGUAUGGCGUUGGCUUGGAUAGCUUUAUAAUAACUAUAAUAACUAUAAUAACAUAUUACGUUCGUUAGUCGCUUCAUGCGCAAAAAAAGAGGCUCAGGGCGACUUUAACAAGGUAAAAAUACAAAUGGGUAAAAUUUAAUGCAGUUUAAAACCCACAGUGCAAAAUAUCUGAAAUACUCAUCUGAUAACAUAAAGGGGACAAGUUGUACCCACCCCUCUAAAAGAUGAGGCCAGUUUAGUUGCCAUAGACCUAAGGGAAGAAAAAGUUCUUAGCCUGGUGCCUGAAAACUGAUAAUGAAGGCACCAGGUGUGUUUCCAUAGGGAUGGGAAAAAUCAGUAGAAGAGAAAUCUCACAGAGAACAUUAUCCCUAGUUAAAUGAAGGUCCUCAGUGUGCAGCUGCCAACUGGCUCCCUUAUGUUGCUUGCAGAUGUUGAAGUCGAUGUAGAUGAGCUGAACCAGGAGCAAGUGGCUGACCUGAACAAGCAGGCAACCACCUAUGGGAUGGCGGAGGGAGACUUUGUCCGGUAAGAUGCCUGUGCUGUCGGGGCUCCUGAGCUUCUCCUCUGCAUCAUCAGCCAGGCGUUUCCGUGGCGUUGGGCUUGUGCAGUGGCUGAUGCAUCACCUAGGUUACCUCGCAUGGUACCCAGCCUCUUAUUUUUAAGCACCGUGGGUGACAAGAAGUUGCCUGCAGGAGGGGUAGAGUAUUGCAUCCUUCCUCUGUGGCCAGCAUGGAAAUGCAGCAGGUUGAUUUAGGAAGGUCUGGAGCUCUCUGUCUCUUCUCUACAGGAGACUGGUAAAACUCUUUGCAGGCCAGUGACUUCAUGGGUUUAUUUGCAAGGCGGCUGGGUAAUGUCAUGGAGCUGAGAAAAGGUGCUGAAAAGGGCACCCAACAUAAUUUAAGUUGUAGACCACCUUCCCCAAGACAGAAGCUUAUAAAAUUAUGAAAGGUUUAAAGAGUGGAUAUGUAAGCUCACCAUCACCAUGUCCUUUGGGGUCAGCCAAGGAGCUCUGGCAAUUUGGUCAGGGCAGGGGAGAGGAAUUUCUUCUUCUGUGAAGGCAUAAGUAACCUGCAAAAUGUGCACCUACUGGCCGUGUUGAAUACCUACUAACUUGGAUAGCCAGUGCUGCAGAUUAUAGCUCUCGUCCGCUCUAGCCAGCCUAGCCAAUGGGAGUGGUGGUUCAGAACUACCACACUGGCUACUGCUUGCCAAAAGGGAUUAGGUAGAUUUCUUAAGGAGAGGUCUGUGAGUGGCUGUUGCCCACAAUAGUUAAAUGAAACCUUCAUAUUUAGAGACGGUCUCCCUCUGAAUACCAGUUGCUGGGGAACAAGCCAGGGGAGGAGGGCUGUCACCUUUUCAAGUGGUCUAGGUUCUGCUUGAAAGAGUCUCCACCCUUAAGAGCGGCUGUUGCCUUCUCUUUGACUGGCUGCUGCUGCUGGACUUCAACCUGGUGCCCGCCAUGUGUUUUGGGCUACACCUUCCACCAGACCCAGCCAGCCAUGGCUGAUGGAAGGCGGCAGUUGUAAUAUUAAAACAUCUGGAUUGGGGAAGGCUGACUUAGCUGAGCCUAAGAUGUGACCCUGUAGGGCUCAUUUCAUGGGGUAAAAACGCUGUGCUGCAGAAACCAAGCAAGCAAACACCUCGUAAUUCAGAACUUGCCCCCCUCUUUCUGACACCACAUGCAUAAAACGUGUAGAUCCAUGUUAGAAAGCUUUGGACUGUCAGCUGUAAGCUACAUGAUACUGGCAGUAGCGUCUUUCCCUUGCAGUCGGGAGUUAUUCUGCUGUCUGUAAUGUCAUUGAGGUUAUCACAGGGCCAGUUGAGGGGGACAGGUACUAGAAGUCUGUGCUUAGGGGAACAGCAGCCCUUUCCCCCUUGGUUGGGGGGAGGGAAUGGGGGAGGAGAGCCUGGUUUUAGCAGUAAUGGCUGAAUUAUUACUAGGCCUAAGCUUGCCACUAGGCUCUUGCCUGCCUUUUGAGUUAGACAUGAGACCUUGUACCAAAUUGAGGGUGAUUUUUUGGAGUGGGGAGCCCUGAAUGUGUUGGUAGCAGUUAGAAUAGCUGCUGCAAGGCAUUGGAAGGCCUGUGUCCCCCACAAAUCUAAGCAUCCCUGUCUUUCUCCCACCUGCCCCUUCCUCCCCUUGUUUCUGAAAGGAUGUUGCGGAAGGACAAGGAGGAAGCAGAAGCCAUCAAACAUGCCAAAGCCUUGGAGGAGGAGAAAGCCAUGUACUCGGUAUGGAAAGUUGGGGACCUGGGCAGUUCUAAGAAGCCCUCUCCAUCUUGCCUACCCCGUCUCGCUACCCCAAGGGAUCAUCUGUGAUUCCCUCUAUUUACGACUGACUGGACCAAGAGGUUCCUCUUGGUUAAACAGCGGGGAAAACUUUAGGAUCAAUUCCUCAUGGAAGCAUGCUUGGGGUGUGGGUGGGAUACCCCCCCAAAAACCCAAUUUAUUCCAGGAAAAACAGAAAAUGGGAGCAUUUUCUGGGCCUCCCUCUUGGCGUGGUGGACUCUCUCGUGACUAUCCCUCUUUCCAGGGCCGCCGCUCUCGGAGACAGAGGAGGGAAUUCCGAGAGAAGCGUUUGAAAGGAAGGAAAAUCAGUCCUCCGAGGUAAGCCUUUUUGAAGAUGGGGGCUCAAUUCAGCCGCCGUCGAGCCUAGGCAUUUCUGUCUCUCCACAAGAGUUGAGAGGGAGCACCUGGGAAUGCUUUUCCCUUUGUCCCGCAUGGCAGCUCAGGGCCCUGGGUGAGGGCCGUGCAACAAGGGCAGCAUGUAUGACAGCCUCUGCAGGGAGGAAAGGAUGCUGAGGCACGGCUGGGGCAAAAAUAGGCUGUGCUCCUUGAGUUGGGCUGAAGCAUUUGCUGAGAGGUUGGGCCUUUGCAAGUCUCCCGUGAUGCUUCUGUGAUUCUAGAACCGGUGCCAGUUUUGUCCUCAUUUAAUCCCCUAUCGUUGCAGUUAUGCUCGGAGAGACAGUCCCACCUAUGAUCCUUACAAACGGUGAGUGGAUGCAGCUGCCCCUCCCCCAGAUGUGCUGGUGGGUGUCUGUACUCUUGGAGUAUCACAUACCUGCACACAAUGGGCGCACGGUUUCUCUGGUGGGGUUUCUAAAACAAACAAACAAACAAACAAACAAACAAACAAACAAACAUGGGCUGUUCCCUGUCAACCAGACAGCCGAAAUGUGGUGUUUGCAUAGUUUGAGGCACCCUUGCUGCUGUAAAAGGCUGGAAGUGGAACAUUGUAUAGAGCAUAACGUGGAACAUUGGGAUAUAAAGGCCAGCAAGACAUGGACUGAGCACAGUUGCAGCAGAUGGCAUGGAAUUUAGGCUGGAUAUUCUGCUGCCAGCUCAUGUUCCUCCGUAAUCCUUGGGUUGAAGGGGAGGUUUUCAUUCGCAUUCAACAAAACAUCUGUACAGCGGAACCUCGUGUUAUGGACGGGAUCCGUUCUGGAGGCCUGUCUGUAACAUGGAACUGACACGAGCCAAAGUGCUGCGUCUGUGCAUGCGCACGGUGUGAUUUAGCACCUCUGCGCAUGCGCGAGCAGUGAAACCUGGAAGUAACCCAUACCGGUACUUCCAGGUUGCCGUGGGACACAACACGAAAACACAUAGCCUGAAACGGACGCAACAUGAGGUAUAACUAUACUUGCAGAACACAUGCUAUCUCUGUGUGUGUUUCGCUUUGUUUAGAGAGAGUUGGGGCCCAGUGUGAGGCAAAUAACUCUGAGUUGCCUUGCGGGGGGGAACUCCACGCUGAUGGCUUUGUGUUUUGUCCAAGGUGGUUUUGCUCCCCAGCUGUUUCCUAAGCUUCAUUGCACCACAGAGUUUGCUAGUGUUGCACUAAGCCCAGCUUGGGCUGCCUUCCAGGGGCUUGGCCCAUCCUCUACCACAUAGGUGGGGAGAAAGUAGCUGGUAGUCCACUUAGUAAUACCUGCUGGUUGCUGGGCCUCUCUCAAAAGGACACUGAGCUAGGUGGGUUUUGGUCUGUUCAGACAAGAUACGUCCACAAGCAAGACUGCAUCACUCAGAUGGCUUUGUGCAGAUCAGGGAUGCUCAACGCUCCUGAACACCUGAGUUUUGCAUCCCUAAAUCUUGUUGGGGUGUCUGGUAAAGAGCAAGUGGAAUGCGCAGCUGCUCUGUUCUGCUGCUCAUAACCUGCAGUUGAUUAUCUGCCUUGAUCCGUCAGAUCGCCCUCGGAAUCCACUUCCGAGUCCCGUUCCCGCUCUCGCUCGCCUUCCCCGGGUCACGAGGAGAAGAUCACCUUCAUCACCAGCUUCGGGGGAAGUGACGAAGAGGCAGCCGCCGCCGCUGCUGCCGCCGCCGCCGCUCAAACCGCAGGAGCUCCCAGGAAGCCCGCCUCCCUCGGCAAGGCACGCUCCAGCCAAGUGCAGCAGGGCAGCGCUGCGGCAGGUCAUAGCGCCUCCUCCCGGUCGGUAACUUUCGUACCUGCCUCGCUUUCCCAAACCUUAAAGCAGAGACCAUUCCAGGGUCAAAGGUUGACUUCUUAUUUUCUUUCCCAUCCUCCCUGACUGCUCAGAACCUUGACCACCAACUUUUGGGAACUUUGCAUUCCCACUGGCCUCUCCUGUGGGCCAAUCCCCACAAAGCCAAACUGUUCGUUGCAGAGUCUCCCUGGGAAAUGAGGGGAAGUAUAGAUUCCCUUCUUCCUGUGGAAUGCUGGGAAACCUAAGGGUGGUUGGUCCAAGGGAUGUUAAGGUGGGCGGGGUCAGCCGUGGUUUGUACCAGGGGGAGAAUAUGGGGCUGGGGUUUUUCUUUCUGGCUCAUCUUGUAUCUCUCCAACGAGAACAGCAGUAGCUGCUGUUGUUUCACUGAAGGAAGCAGGAAGGUCAGAGACCCUGUGUGGCUGCCUUGAGUUAAAAUGGGCCCUGUUGUACUUUUUGGUUGGGGCAUCCCAGAGCCCUGGGUUGCUGGUUUACUGCAAGUUGAAACAUAAAAUUUUGUAAACAGACAAAAUUGAAUACUGCAAAAGGAUGAGGUGGUUAACUUGUAGGCUGUGUCCCAUAAGAUUGCAGGUGUGGAAAUGGUUUUAAAGGUUGGGGAGAAAGGAUCUAGGCCACCUUUCUCCCUGCCACGCCAGUUUCCCACGGGAAGGGAUUUUUUUUUUUUAAGUCUGAAGUGGUAUAUCCCAGGUCAACCACCUCAAUAGGAGAACUAGACCAUAGAUUUGGUAUUAGAACAGUGAAAUCACUAACUGCUAGCUUGGGGACGUAACCGGCAAAACCACAAUUGCAUAUUGGAAGCAUUUGUUCAGUCUUUCACUGCUCAGAGAUUUGGGAGGCUGCAAGAAUCCGUACAGUUUAGUCAUUGGCCCACCCCCCCAGUCUCUCCCUCUGAAUCUGUUUCCAUGCAGAUCUUUUCCAUUGAAAGCUUUUUUCCAUUCAUGGAGAGGUAAAAGUUGGCAUGAUCAGGAAUGGAAUGGAUGCCGAGCUGCCGCGAGUUUACAGUGAGAUCUGGCAGUAACCCAGCAUCCCACAGGGUCUCCCAAACCCUUCCUGCUCCUCUGGUGUGCUCUGCUUGCUGCAGCACAAAGAGAGGAAGUUGAAGAUGUGAAUGUUUUGAGCUCCGGCACUGUAGUUGCUAAUUUGGAAGCUUCUGUCUCUACUUGCGGACCCGUCAGCAGGACUUGGGUCUUGGCCUCCCGGGGUGUCUUCCUGCACCUUCUCGUCUUCCCUGCCCCCCCCAACUUUCCCCACACCUGCCGAUCUGCCUGCGCCGUGUGAAUAUCCAGCGCCGUGACUCUCCUCUUUCCAGGCGACGCUCCACCUCCUCCUCUUCCUCCUCCACGUCGUCGACGUCCUCGUCCUCCAGCUCGCGUUCCAGCUCGCGGUCUCACCGGGCCGGGGGUUAUCACAGAGCUAGCCGCUACGGCCGCUCGCGCAGCCACAGGUACUCCCGGUCCCGAAGCAGAACGAGGCGCUAUUCGGCGGGAGGCUCGCGGGAUGGCCGGCGCCACUCCAGAUCUCGCUCCCCUGAGCGGGGCUGGCGAUACGGCUCCCGCCGCAGGUCCAGGUGAGUCUGAGGAGCUCCUGAUAUUUUUGGGGGGGCGGGGAAGAGAGAGAGAAAUCGAUUCCCAACAACAUGCUUCUUCUGUCAUCCCUAGAAGCCAUUCACGGUCUGGAGAACGCUACCGGUGGAGCAGCGGCAGGGGAGGGAGGCACUGGAGUAGCAGCCGCAGCAGCCGCAGCGACAGCGAGUCACGGAGCCGCAGCCGGUCAGCGUCUCCAGCCAGAGAGAAACUGCUGAGGCCUGUGGCUUCCCCAGCUGUAGGGGAGAAACUGAAAAAGUGAGCAAGGGGUGCACGCUGGUUUGAUUGGAGUACAGGGUCGGGUUUAAGGUGCUGGUUUUGGCCUUUAAAGCCCUAUGCAGCCUAGGACCCUUGUACCUACGGGACCGCCUCUCCUGGUAUGCCCCAUGGAGGACCUUAGGUAAAGGUAAAGGGACCCCUGACCGUUAGAUCCAGUCGCGGACGACUCUGGGGUUGCGGCGCUCAUCUCGCUUUACUGGCCGAGGGAGCCAACAUACAGCUUCUGGGUCAUGUGGCCAGCAUGACAAAGCCACUUCUGGUGAACCAGAGCAGCGCACGGAAACGCUGUUUACUUUCCCUCCGGAGUGGUACCUCUCUAUCUGCUUGCACUUCGUGCUUUUGAAAUGCUAGGUUGGCAGGAGCAGGGACUGAGCAACGGGAGCUCACCCUGUCACGGGGAUUCGAACCGCCAACCUUCUGAUUGGCAAGCCCUAGGCUCUGUGGUUUAACCUCUCCUGGUAUUCUCCGUGGAGGACCUUACAGUCCACAAAUAACAACACUUUGGAGGUCCCGAGCUGGAAGGAGCUUAGAUUGGUGUCAACCAGGGCCCAGGGCCUUUUCAGUACUGGCCCCAACUUGGUGGAACGCUCUGUCGCAAGAGACCAGGGCCCUGCGGGAUUUGAAAUCUUUCCGCAGGGCCUGUAAGACAGAGCUGUUCCGCCUGGCCUUUGGUCUGAGCCUUAUGUUUCCCUCCCCUUACGGUUUUGAUUUAUGGGCUACUACUAAAAUGAAGCUGCAUUUUAAAUCGUAUUUUAACCCGUAUUUUAAUUAACUGGUUCCCCCCCCCCCCCCAUUACGUUUUAUUGUAAUUUUAUUGGUGUUAGCUGCCCUGAGCCUGGUUCUGGCCAGGGAGGGCGGGGUAUAAAUAAAAAAGUUAUUAUUAUUAUUAUUUCAAUUUAAUGUUUGUAGCCUGCUUUUUCCUACAACAAUUGUUGAGCUCAGGGUGGCUCACAAAAGAAUUGCAAUAGCUCUGGCAAGCAACAAACACUGCAGUCACUGCAGUAUCAAGCACAAUAGUAUAUCAACCUGGAAAAGGAACCCUUCUAGGAGAAGGAAGACUCUGAUCUGAAACCUGUGCUGCCUUGUGGGAUAUUUUCGGGAGAAGGAAAGGCUAAGGAGUAAACCCUACACAAAUCCAGACGUUCAUACCCCUUCCUGUCCCAGAGUGGGCACCCGUCUUUCUUCUGCUGCUGUAACAAAUAUAACCAGGUUUAUCUUCUCUCCCUCCCUUUUCUCCAGGGCUGAAACUGCCGGUGGUAAAGAGACAGGAGCUGCCAAAGUCAGUAAGAAUUUAAACCUCACCUCUUAAUUUCCAUCACUGCAGAAAAAGACUCAGGGAAACUUAAUAGAGAUGCAGGGAAAAUAAAGUGUUGUUGUUUUUUAGAGUUCGGAUGGCCACACUUGACUGCUUCAGACGUGGUCAGAAACGUAGCUAUUGAGCACCUCCUUAGGGUGCUACCAAACCAGGAAGCCGUCUUUUAAAUUUGGGCCUUGUCAGGCUAGUGUUGAGGGGGUUGGGUCUUCAGGGAAGUUUGUGUUAACGUUGGGGUUUAACUUUUUGGUAUUGCCAAAGGGGGUGGGUGGGUAGCUGCUUUGGAGGGGGGUUUCCUGACCUGGUCUAGAAUCUAAUACCGGGGGUUGUCUCUUUGGGGGAGUCAGUCUCUCUCUCUCUCUCUCUCUCUCUCUCUCUCUCUGUGUGUGUGUGUGUUUGUGAAUGCAUGGGUUUACCUGUUAACUUGGAUUUCUCUCUCUUGUUGACACUUGUACAUUAGCCUGCCCUUUUGCACUGACCCUGCCAUGCAGCCCUAGCUUCUGGUGGUUUCCUCUGUUGGGACCAAAACCAGAUCUUGCUUCUCCUGGAAGCCUUUUCCUUCCGUGUUUUAUGGCUCCGUUUCCCCUGAAAUGCCCUGCCUGUUCCCACCCCACCGCAUGGGAAACCAGUGUGCAUAUAAAGAAACAUGGCGGUGCUGCUGAGCUGCCUUCCUACCCAACUGUGAGCCCGUUGGGAAAGCAUCUGUCAUGGGAAAGCCGGGUGGAGUUGUGUCUUGGGCCAGUCUCAAUGCAUCCUUGUCCCUGGCGGUUGGGGCGGUUUAGGACUAUGGGUAGAUUUACUCCUCCUCCUUCAUUUAUUAAAUUCCUCAUACCCUGCCUUUCUUCGGUGGGCUCAAGGUAGCUAACAGUGUAUUAAAACAACAAAAGUUUCAGAAACCAUUUAGGAGAAAUAAUAACCAAAGCAGCAAUGAGAUAUUGAAAAAUAGAGGGAAAAAAUGAAAAAGCAACAGCUGUCACAUGCCCUUUCCCCACACAACGUCAUCCAAAAGCGUUUCCCCCCCAAGCCAGGCCUUAAAGCUGAUGUUAGGGAUUGCUAACAGGGUGCCCUCCAGAUGUUUGAUUCGUCUCGAGUGGCUUUCCGUGGACUAUCCUGGAGUAACGCCUCCUCAUCCUUGGUUCAGUAUCCAAGGAGUGACCUGAAAGUGUUGGCAACCUCUGGCACAACCAAGGACCUCUUUUUGAUCUGGGUUAAGAGAAACACGUAGACAGUAUCCCCUGCUCUCGAUACAAAUUGAGUGGGCAUUCAGUCCCAGAGAGAGCCACUGGGAGCUGUGAGUGACCCCAGUGUGAGCAUUUCUGACAUCUCAUGGAAUUCCCUGAGCAUUUAAACAAUGGGGUAUGGUGUCAGCAAGACAGAUUUGAGGUAUGGAUGGUGGCAUUUAUGCGCGCAGGAGGUUUUUAGCCCUAGCUCAAGCCACUGCACGACUGGAGGGAGUUUUCAACAGCACUACGUUUGUUAUCUCAGUUACGGUGUCCGCUUGCUCCCUCAAAGAUUGUGCUUCUCCUAGAAAUGACUCCUGCCUACUUUUGGUGUCCGUGGCAGAGCACAGCCACCCCUGCUCAAACGUUGUUUGCUUUCAACUCUUAAGGCAUGAAAAGUUGGUAUAGAGCUUUAAAAAAUCAAUGCGGAAAACCACAGGUUCACCUUCCAGAGAGAUCGGUUAUCCAAGCAGGCAGCUGAGCCAUUGGGGAGGUUGGGGUUGUCUGUGAAAUUUGAUCUUGCUUGGGCUGGAGCCUAAAGCAAAGGACGCUACUUGCUAGCCGAUUUCCUUGUUGGAAUUUGUAGGGGAAGAAACUACUUGUAGACCUGAACGAUGCUUGCAGCUCUUCAGAAGCUCAAGGAAGGAAGCGAAACCUCUCGAUUUUAGGGCAUAGUUUAACAAAUCUACUGUUUCUUUCCCCAUCUCUCAAAGUGUAAAGCCAGGUCUCCCAAGGCAAAUGUGGCUUUAUUGUCUUUUCGCAGCUUAUUUAACUCUUCUAGUUCAAGUUCUCUUUGUUUUAAACUGGGCUUGCUCAGGGAGUGCCCUUGGGCUAGUUUUCUUUAUGUCUGGGCAUGUCUUUGAGAAGUAGUAGUAGUGGUUGGAAUUGAUGCUCACAUGUCCCUACUUUGGCAUGGAAAGUAGAAAUGUGGGGGGUGGGAGUCCAGUGAAGGGCUGCUUAUCCUGGCUCGUGGGGGUGCAGCUGGUGGCCCCAUAGUCCACGUUCUUCAAACAGUGCAAACGUAUGGGAACCUCAUCCUGAGAGCCAUCCCAUCAUGGGUGACAGCAGAGGACUGGCUGAACCACAGUGGGGAUCCUUGCUCAUUGACUGCAGCACCCAGCCGCGACUUGCUUGGGUGCAUUUGGACCCUGAGGCAGAACUGUCCCAUCUCCCAAUGAGAUUUUCUCCCAACAGUAUUUUCCCGGUGAAGACAAUUAACACACUUGGUCGAGAGUCACCAAGAGGUUUCAGGUUCUGAAAGGCUAAACUUCAGACACUUAAUGAAGAGUUGGGUGGGGCAGGGCUUGUUUGCUUGUGUCUGGUGUUUUGGCUUUGUUUUAGCAAUCACGAGUGCUAGAACCUUGGCUUUUCUUCUUCUUUUUAGAUGGAAAGGUGGGGGUUCUCGGGGCUUGUGGUUGGGGUGGGGUACUGCAUACCAGAGACCUCGGAAGCACCACACAGAGGAUGUUGGGAACCCCUGUGUUCUCUUGAGGAUUAACCCAGCCACAGGAAGGAGUGGAGGAGAAGCAGAUGGAAGCCCACCUUUGUAAAGAACCCUUCGAAAGUUAUUGGCCUUAACAUUUUUACUGGCUGCCUACGAGAUGCAAAAUUCAGCUCUCCGGCCUGCCCUUUUCAAGGCCAUUGAGUACCAGCAAACAUUAUCCAUUGACUUGGAUGCCCAGUCGCCGUGACUGUCUGCUUAACAAGCUUGUUGGGGUUGGAGUGGAUUUCAGUACCCUGUCAAUGUGUGUUAAGUUGAUUCCUUGCAUCUUCCCUACCGCCACCUCCUUGGGAAUGGCCCAGUCUAGAUUGCCAGGGACUGUUUUCCCUUCCUGCAGGCUCCAGCUUCCUUUUCCGCACCUGAAACGCUCCUCCUUUAAAAAAAAUAAUCCUCUUCAGUUGAAAGCGCCUGGCUCCUGAUCGUUACAGGCAAAGGAGCCCAUAGGCCUCAGUUGGCUCUCCUACUAUAUAUCCUGGGGAGAUGGCCUCCCUCUUCUUGCUGGGGGAAGCACAGCCCCCUUGAGCAGGGUGUGCUGCUGGUGAGUCCCCUGGAACUCAACCUACUCUUCCUUGCUUGAAAGUGGGACUCUGGUUCAUGGCUGUCUUGAAGUCUCUCUUUUCCUCCCUCCAGAUGUUGUGUGCAGAAAUACAUUAUAUAGGGUCCCUCCGCCAAGGCCCUUUUCUCCCCAUGUAUGCCUUCUCCCAGACUCGUUUGACUGUGAGUUCAGGCCAAGGGAGGGGCAACCUCUUAACACCUUUCUGUUUGCCUUCCGCUUGUAGCCAAAGCUGACCCCACAGGAGAAGCUGAAGCUGCGUAUGCAGAAGGCGCUUAACCGGCAGUGUAAGCAUCUGGGCUGGAGGACGCUGGCUGGGGCGGUGGGAGGGCGACACAGGGGAGCCAUCUCCUUCUUUUGACCUGUUUGUUGCACGCGCUCAUAUUCCCCACUCUGCCUCUUCAGUCAAAGCAGAUAAAAAGGCCGCCCAGGAGAAGAUGAUGCAACAGGAACACGAAAGACAGGUAACUGGCAGGCGCACUGAAUUCUGCGGUCUGAAAAGCCCCAUUCUGCAAGUGGAAUAAACUUAAAAUGGAGCUGGAACGGACAAAUGCUAACUGGGAUGCAUAAAAAAUAUUUAUGUACUGCUGUUCAUGAGAAGAAAUCUCAGAGCAGUUUGCAACAAUUAUGCAUAAAACCAUACAAUAAAAACCGUAUAAAAAGUUACAAGUCAGAAGGCAGUUGGGUAUUACGGAAGGAGGCAUUUUUAAUUGUCUGCAGAAACCUGAUGGAUUGGAAAAGUUUUCAGCAGGCAUUUAAAAGUUGAAACCCUUGCUGAACCUCUAUUGGCAGUGUGUUCUGCAGGACCAGGUCGAUGACAUUAAAGGCUGAGUUUCCCGUUGUUGUGUAGUAAGCCUUGCCAGCUCAGUCAGUAGAGCGUGAGAUUAAUCUCAAGGUUGUGACUUCGAGUCCUACGUUGGUCAAAAGGUUUCCUAUAUUGCAAGGGCUUGGGUUAGAUGACCCUCGUGGUCCCUUUCAACUCUAUGAUUCUAAGACAAGGUUGCAACACUAAAGGCAGGGUUCAUAUACAGUGCUGUGCCCUGGUUUCUUCUAACCAUGGUUUCUUCAACAAAAACUACAAGUUGUCUCACAGAUGAGCAAGCAAGCCACAGCUUAUUUCUUUGGUUUCACUUAUUUUCUAACAGCUCUUGCCUUGCACCUUUGUAACUUGGCGAGUUGGCCAACAAACCAUGGUUACACCAGACUGCUGAGGUUCAGACAUAGUGCCAAACCAUACUUAAAAGCAAGCCAACAGAAAAAAGCAUGGCUUCACAUUGUGGUCCGUUGCUACGAGAGUCUACCGGGCUGGGCGUUUGGAUGUUCAAACGAUCCAUAGCGAGUCAAAGCAAACCAUGGCUUUCAAGGAUGCAGAAUUUUAUUCCACUUGCAGAAUUACCAUUUUCUCGCUGCAGAGCGUACCGUUUGCCAAGGUCGCCCUUGGCUUGUCUGCCUUGCGUGGUGUUCACCCUUCGGCUGACUGAUAUGUGCUAUCUCGUCUCUUCCAGGAGCGGGAAGACGAAUUGCGUGCCAUGGCUAGGAAGAUCCGGAUGAAGUAAUGCCUUUUGGGGUUUCCUUGUCCCUCCCGGCACAGAGCAGUGGGGGAGCAUUGGGGGGAGGGAGUGGCUUGGUUGCCUGCCUGCUAAAUCGGCAGCAUUUUUUCUUGGCAGGGAGCGCGAGCGCCGGGAGAAGGAACGAGAGGAGUGGGAGCGACAGUACAGCCGGCAGAGUCGGUCUCCUUCCCCACGUUACAGUGAGUGCCCUGGGGCUGGUGGGAGGAAGAACGCAGUGGCAAUGGGGCUGUUGUGAAGCACUGGAGAAAAGAUCAUUAUUUUGGGGGUCCGACUUUGACAGUGAGGUCCCUACAGAGAUAAAAGAACUUCACCCAGACAAGUAGAGAGGUCUUGGCCAAAACAUUCAUGCCUCAUGAGUACAGUGGUACCUUGGUUCUCAAACGCCUUGGUACUCAAACAACUUGGAACCCAAACACUGCAGACCUGGAAGUAAGUGUUCUGGUUUGCAAAUGUUUUUUAGAACCCGAACAUGCUCCGUUUUGAGUGUUACGCUUCUGUUUUGAGUGUUAUGCUAAGGUCUGUCUGUUUUUGCUAUUUAUUUUGCGUUUUUGCGGUUCUUUUUGCGUGUGUGACUAUGUAGAACCCUAGGGGAUGCAGGUGGCACUGUGGGUUAAACCACAGAGCCUAGGACUUGCUGAUCAGAAGGUUGGCGGUUCGAAUCCCCGCAACGGGGUGAGCUCCCAUUGCUCGGUCCCUGCUCCUGCCAACCUAGCAGUUCGAAAGCAUGUCAAAGUGCAAGUAGAUAAAUAGGUACCGCUCCGGCGGGAAGGUAAACGGCGUUUCCGUGCGCUGCUCUGGUUCGCCAGAAGUGGUUUAGUCCUGCUGGCCACAUGACCCGGAAGCUGUACGCCGGCUCCCUCGGCCAAUAAAGCAAGAUGAGCACCGCCCCCAGAGUCGGUCACCACUGGACCUGAUGGUCAGGGGUCCCUUUACCUUUUUAUAUGGAACCCAGUUCAGCUACUGAUUGAUGGUUUGUGUGACUGCAGUACAUUGUUUAUUGCUUUCUUUUUUGGAUCAAUGGUCUCAUUAGAUAGUAAAAUUCAUGCUAAAUUGCUGUUUUAGGGGUUGUUUUUUAAAGUUUGGAAUGGUUUAAUCCAUUUUGCAUUACUUUCUAUGGGAAAGUGCACCAUGGUUUUGCAACGGACUUCCAGAACGGAUAAAUUUAAGAACCAAGGUACCACUGUACUUCACUGUUUGCAGAUUGACUCUUACUUAAAAAAAACACACACAACUGUCAUAGAAUUGUAGAGUUAGGAUCAUCUAGUCCAACCACCUGCAAUGCAGGCAUCUCAGCUAAAGCAUCCAUGACAGAUGGGCCGUCCAACCUCUGCUCUGACACUGAGGUGGUUGGUAUGCGGUAACAUUGAAUUAGAACAUGAAUUCCACCCUCAUAAAGAUUUAGGUGUGACCAUUAGCAAGAGAAUUUGGUGGUCCCCCAUAGCCGAUUCAUCUCUGACUUGCUUUUCUGCAGGCUUUGGGACCCUGAAAGAAGGAAGCAAAUAUUCCUACCAGACGGUUUGCCAAACCUCUGUUUGCAGGGAGUUCCAUAGAGCAGGGACUGUCCUACAACAAGAGGCUUUGUCCCUUGUAAAGGCUGACCGAACCUCAGGGGCACCAGAGGGUCUCCGUGAUUUUUCUGCUUCUUAAUGGCUCAAGGUUCACAUCCUUUCCUUCCUCCACUGCCCUUGCUAAGAGAUUAACAGGUUUAGCCUAAAUGGGCAAAUGCGGAGAGUUCCAGAAAUGUAAUUUGGAGGUUCUUGACUUUCCCGUUUGUCUUGCAGGUCGAGACUACAGCUCUUCGAGGAGGUAAAUUUUGCUUUUGCUUAUCGACUCUAGUGGCGGAAGGGAGAUAGACGCAGGCCUCUCAUUGAGCUGAUAAGACGGAGCAGAGGUGGAGAUACGGGCACCUUUCAGAACCUGCAUUUCUUCCUCUGAGCUGCCUGAAAUAUUUAAAUAGUUUGAACUUGAGGUCAGCCUGAUCCCUUUCAGGCUGCAGAUGUUCUCCAGCCACUUUAACAGUUUGCAAAGGGUCCUUUGGCACCUUCAAGUCUUCUUAGAUUUGCUAAGGCAUGAGCAAUAUGCUUCCUAUGUUCAUGGGCACAAGCCUACUUUGUUCGGUGCAGGAAAUGAAAUCUCAAGUUGGCAGGGUGUGUGUGUGUGUAUACAGUCAUACCUCGGGUCAAGUAUGCUUCGAGUUGAGCGCGUUCGAGUUGCGCUCCUUGGCAACCUGGAAGUAACGGAGCGCGUUACUUCCAGGUUUCACCGCUUGCGCAUGCGCAGACGCUCAAAAUGACGUCACGCGCAUGCGCAGAAGCGGCGAAAAGUGACGCGUGCAGACGUGCCGUCGCUAGUUACGUUUACCUCUAGAUGCGAACGGGGCUCCGGAACGGAUCCCGUUCAUAUCUAGAGGUACCACUGUAUAUUAUUUAUUUAUACCAGGAAGUCUCAGGGUGGUCCACAGAACUAUAUAUGUAUAGUUGUGCUUGCUUGCGUUUGCACACACAUACACACCCACGUGUGUGAAUAAUUUUAAAGAAGAAAAAUGCAAGGCAGGAGCUGAAUCGCAGUGAGAUGCAAAAAGAAAGAGUUUGUGGUCAUUUGGUCCAAGCUUUCAGAUGCAUGUUCUGUAUUGUCUUUAGCUGUUUCUCCAGCCCUUCCUCCCAAAGGAGGCUGGGGUAGUAAACAACAAAACAGCAAAAACAAUGCAAAGGAUUUUUUUUUUAAAGGCAGAAUAUUUUCCCAGCUAAAUAAUUUUCAGAGUUGCCAAGAAUAAUAUAUUUCAGCCAACAAGCGUCUGGGUGAACAGCAAUGUUUAUAAAUUCUGCCUAAAUAUUAAUAACUAGGGAAACAGUAGGCAUGAGAAGCCUCUGCAAGUGGCAGAGAGGUGAUAACUUAUUUCGGCAUCUCUGGGAUGAUUGUGUCCACAUCUGUCAGGGGACAGGAAGCCAUUAUCUUUAUUAAGACCCAAGUGACUAGUUCUGAACUUAUGAGUUGUCAUUAAGUGCCCUUGAAGUCUCUUUGUACAAGUAACAUGGUUAAGUACAUGGAUAGUAGGAUGUACUUUGCCCUGCUUCCAAGCAGCUUGGUGCAUUGCAGUAUUAGGCCUUCUGAUUUUUUUACUUCCACAAAAACCCAAUAAAAUGCAGCUGACACAGAGGAAGACUUUCCCCAAGGCCAGCCACUGUGGGCUUUGUGGCUUGGCAAUUAAAAGUGCUCAACCACUUCCCCAUAUCAAGUUCAGUGUUCUUAUCUGCUACGUUGUGUUGGCUCUGGCUAGUGCUUAACAGAGCGAUCAUCUACCACCAACGGGAAUUGUGACUUUGUGGGACUCUUACUACCGUAUUUUUCGCUCCAUAAGACACACCUUUUCCCUCCUAAAAAGUAAGGGGAAAUGUGUGUGCGUCUUAUGGAGCGAAUGCAGGUGGGAGGCUCUGCUCAGCGCUCCCUUUAAAGAGCCGUGUGGAGUGUUUCGUGGCUAAGGCGGGAUGUGAACCUUCGCCUCCCAAGGUCCUAGUCUGACAACAGGGGUGCCAUACGGUUUUUCCUCGAGGAGGGAGAAGGGCAGCCUGUCAGUCCCUUCUCCCUCCUUGAGGAAAAGCCCCCAAUAGCCGCACACACACUCCAAGCGGCUCUUUAAAGGGAGCGCGGCUCUUGCUGGCUUUUCCGGGAGGUGGGGGAAGGGACAGAGGGGCUGUCCUGCUGGUUUUUGCGGGAGGUGGGGGAAAGGGACAGAGGGCAGCCCCUCAGUCCCUUCCUCCACCUCCCGGAAAAGCCCCCAAGAGCCGCACACACGCUCCACGCAGAGUGUGAAAGGGAGCGCUGAGCAGCGCCUGGGAUGCAUACAGGCUCUGCUCAGCGCUCCCUUUAAAGAAUUUUUUUUCUUGCAUUCCCCCUCUAAAAACUAGGCGCAUCUUAUGGAGUGAAAAAUACGGUAUAUAGGUUUCUCUUUUAAGUUCACACGUGACCUGUUCUUCUGCCUCCUACAGGCAUUCACGGUCCCGAUCUCGGAGCCCUCAUUACCGCCACUAGAAGCUGUUCCUGGUUCAGUGCCACGCUGCCUGCCUCCCGCCCAGCUGGUUCACCAGGCCUCAUGUAAUCCUGUAAUAACGCUGUACAUUGCUGGUUUUUGUUUCUAUGCUGUCUAAAUAAAUACAUAAAUAAAAAACCAGAAGC
Molecule: messenger RNA, 27182 nt
Organism: Podarcis lilfordi (Lilford's wall lizard)
Lineage: Eukaryota; Metazoa; Chordata; Lepidosauria; Squamata; Lacertidae
Source: the annotation of a GenBank genome assembly